Molecule: messenger RNA, 663 nt
Organism: Morus notabilis
Lineage: Eukaryota; Viridiplantae; Streptophyta; Magnoliopsida; Rosales; Moraceae
Exons: 1
Coding region: 1-663 (220 amino acids)
Source: RefSeq, a predicted model, not a curated record
AUGCCGAGCCAUGUGAAGUUUAUGAAAGACAUCCUGUCAAACAAGAGGAAACUUGAGGAUUAUGAAACAUUUGCACUUACUAAAGAGUGCAGUGCCAUCUUGCAAAGGAAGUUACCUCAGGAGCUCAAAGAUCCGGGGAGUUUUACCAUCCAUUGUUAUAUUAGAAAUUCUAUUUUUAAAAAGGCACUAUGCGAUUUAGGUGUAAGCAUUAACUUAAUGCCUUUGUCAAUUUUCAAAAAACUUGGGCUAGGAGAAGCAAGACUAACCACGGUCUCAUUACAAUUGGCCGAUCGCUCCAUCAAACACCCGAGAGGAAUUAUUGAAGAUGUACUCGUCAAGGUUGAUAAGUUUUUAUUUCCGGCCGAUUUUAUUAUCUUGGAUAUAGAAGAAGAGGAGGAAAUCCCCAUUAUACUUGGGAGACCAUUUUUAGCAACCGGUCGGGCUCUCAUUGAUGUUCAAAAGGGUGAACUUCGCCUAAGAGUACAAGAGGAGAAUGUGAUUUUCAAUGUAUUUAAUGCUCUUAAAUACCCGCAAGCGAGGGAUAGUUGUUUUCGAAUUGAAACAAUUAACACCAUGGUCACUGAGCAUCUUGGCCAACCUCAAGAGCCUUUGGAAGCUUGUCUAAUUUAUCCGGAAGCUACUGCAAUAGAAGAUAGAUCAUGA